Endocarpon pusillum Z07020 is the source of this 738-nucleotide messenger RNA. RefSeq lists its product as uncharacterized. The record is from RefSeq and is a predicted model, not a curated record. The coding region runs from base 1 to 738 and encodes 245 amino acids. The transcript has a single exon. NCBI's taxonomy places the organism in Eukaryota, Fungi, Ascomycota, Eurotiomycetes, Verrucariales, Verrucariaceae.
AUGGCACCUCAAGUACUCUAUCGCGUAAUCUAUGGUACUCCUGAACCAGAACCUUGGCAAGCGGAGCGAGUUACCAUUCGCCCUGCCGUCCUCCAUGAAUAUCGUCGACAACGAGUCAAGCAUGCGGAUUUCCCUGCCAUCGUUCCUAAGCCUUCCACAACGGUCAGGGGUGCCUUUAUCACAGGACUUACCGAUGAAGACGUCGCCUGUCUGGAUAUGUUCGAAGGUGUAAUGUACAAACGACAGAAGGUCAAAGUGAAGCUCCUGAAGGAUGUGAAGUUGGGAGACAACAUCCCGGACUCGAAACUGGCAAAAGCAGAGGGAGAAGAAGUAGAAGCAGAGACGUAUGUCUGGAGAUGGCCUGUGGAGGACUUGGAGGACAAGGAAUGGGACUUUGAGCAUUUUAAGAAAAGAAAACUGAAAGCGUGGGCAGGAAUGGUAACUGAUCCAAAUACCAGUGUUGACGAAGGCUUUGCCGACGUGGAUGCAUAUUGUGCUGCUGUAGCAACUUCAACGAGGGGCGGCCUGAGUGGUGGUCGUGGCACAGGUGGACGAGGCAGCGGUGGUCGCGGCACGGCCAAUCGAAGUAUGCUUGAUCGAGAGGCAGGUGGCCGAGGCACGGGUGGUCAACCUAUGGAAGGUCAAGGUGGGAGUGUUAAAGGCACAACUCAACGGGGGGUAGGUAAUCAGGCUCCUCGUGGUCGUGGUCAAGGCGCGGGUGUUUCGAUGACAGGUUAG